UAGUUUUUCCUAUAUAAUAAUGUUUCAUCAGAGAAAGCAAAGGACUCACAGGAUUAUCAUUGGGGGAUUUUGGAUAAAACACCAAAUCAUAAGGAAUGGAUCCGACCCUGUAUAAUGCUGCGAUGAGAGGCAAUAUCGGAGAUGCCAAUUUUCUACUUGCUGAUCAUUUGAAAAGGGAUGAAGAAAAUGGCUACCAAGUCACUCCAAAGGGAAACACGGUCCUCCAUGUCUCAGCCCUCUAUGGCCGCUCCCAUUUCGUGAGAGAAGUCCUUAAGAUUACUCCGGCAAUGUUAUUCUGUCAAAACAAGAAAAAUGAAACCACUCUUGCACGCAUAGAAGAUCCUAGUGGAGAUCCUACUGCCAUGUCAUGAUGAUGACGGAUGCUAGUGGAGAUACAACCCUGCACAAGGCCGUGCAGAGCCAACAUCUAGAUGUGGUUAAGCUCUUGGUGAAAGAAGAUCCUGAAUUUGAAUUUCUGCCUAACCAUGCGCAGGAGACACCACUAUAUUUGGCGGCUGAAUAUGAUUUUCAUGAUUCUUUAAUUAAUAUCUUGGAGUACUGCAAGAAACCAACUUAUUCUGCAGGUCCAUCUAAUAGAACGCCGCUGCAUGCAGCAGUAAUUCAUGAACAUGAAGAUUGCAUUAGAUCACUAUGGCGAUGGAAUAAUCCUUUAUGCGAGGAACCUAACUUAUGGGGUUGGAAUUCACUGCACUAUGCUGUUAAAUUAGGAGUGGAAGACGUAGUUUCUGAUAUGCUGGCGUGGAAAACAUCCUUAGUGUACCUUCCGGCAAGCAAUGAAAAUGAUUGGACGAGAGCGAUUCACAUUGCAGCCAGUGAAGGUGACAUAAACAUGAUAAAUAAGCUAUUAAAUCACCGCCCUGAUUGUCGCGAUAUGUUUAACAGAAACAAUCAAAAUGCUCUUCAUGUUUCCGUAUUGAACAAUCAAGACAAGGUAGUCUGCUCCUUAUUAGACUCUGAUAAGUGCGACAGCCUUGUUGAUGAGCCAGAUCGUGACGGCAACACUCCUCUUCAUUUGCUUGCUGUCUCUGGUAACCAUGUGCCUGAAUUAAUAAACCAUCCUAGAGCAAAGAAGAUGUCAUUUAUCAAAGAAAACCAGACUAAGCGGCCGCACAUUUGUUUUUCAAGUAUUGGUUGCGCUUGAGUAUAUGCUGAUGAAAUAUUGAAAUACUAGUUUACGGAUUUUGUCAAGUGAAAGAGUGGUUCACAUUCACUCUCAAAUUUUCAGCUUUUUGUCCAAAUACAAAGUAGUUCCAAAAAACAUCAAAUACUCCUUUUCAAGUUCAAAUGCCUCCGUAUUAUAUGCUAAUUAUCUUCAGCUUUUUGUCCAAAUACAAGUAGUUCCACAAAACUUCAGAUAACUUCUGAAGUUAUUUUGUGCUUGCAAGAGUAGAAUAAUAAUGACUCAAUAUAAACUAUUCUAUUGAUGAAAAUAGGAGAAAUUGAUGGAGGAUUUGUGUAGCAUUGGCUAAUUUGGAAAAUGUGACUUUGAGUUAAAGCGGAAGUACGAGUACAUGCACAAUCCAAAUGAUGAAAUGGGAACAGGAGUCAAAAUGCGACUGAGGGAAGAUGAUCACGAUAAAGCUGAAAAGGCAGAUCAAACAGAAGUCGAAAGUAUUAUGAAAGUAGCUCAAAUCCAUAUUGUUGAGGACACUUUGAUAAUGACAGUCACUUUCGCCGCUAGUAUCACAUUGCCAAGAGGUUUUGAGAGUGACCCUGAUAGCUCUAAUAAAGGGAUGGCGAUUCUAACAAGGAAAACAACAUUUCGUGCAUUUGUUGUUUCCGAUGCCAUUGCCUUCACAUGCUCAGCUGUUCACAUAUUCAUCUACUUUGUCAUGGUAAAUGUAAGUACAAAGCUCCAACAUAAACAUAUAGAGAAGCUUUGUAAUCGCGCAAUUAUUUUUCUGUGCUUGUCAAUGUUAGCAGUUGUAAUUGCAUUCGCAACUGGUAUGGUCGCUACUUUAUCACAUUCACUUGGUUUUGCCGUUACUGUCUGUUUCAUAGGUUGCCUCUCUAUUUUAUUGUA
Messenger RNA from Capsicum annuum, 2044 nucleotides. Its product is annotated as ankyrin repeat-containing protein ITN1-like. The transcript has 2 exons. The coding region runs from base 368 to 1162 and encodes 264 amino acids. NCBI's taxonomy places the organism in Eukaryota, Viridiplantae, Streptophyta, Magnoliopsida, Solanales, Solanaceae. The record is from RefSeq and is a predicted model, not a curated record. Gene Ontology annotation, molecular function: protein binding.